Messenger RNA from Symsagittifera roscoffensis, 1350 nucleotides. RefSeq lists its product as uncharacterized. Lineage: Eukaryota; Metazoa; Xenacoelomorpha; Acoela; Convolutidae. Gene Ontology annotation, biological process: cell surface receptor protein tyrosine kinase signaling pathway; intracellular signal transduction. The coding region runs from base 334 to 1278 and encodes 314 amino acids. The transcript has 2 exons. The record is from RefSeq and is a predicted model, not a curated record.
CUUUCAUUAGCCAGCUGAAAAAUCACCGAGCUUUUAAUCUAAUGGGCGUAAAAUUACAAUGAUGACAAACAAGCACAUUUUCGUUAGUUUUCAACUCUCGUUUUCAAAAUACGCUGCACAAAAUCGCACAAUAAUACAGUUUGAGUUUUCAUAAUAGCCGAAAAAUUGAACAUAAAAAUACCAAACAUUAUUUUCACGUAAUAUUAUUUUGCAAAUCGCUCGAAUUGACAAAAAACAUCACGAUCGAUUUUUUAUCUCAAAUUAAAAUACUUAAUUUAAAGAAAAAAUUAUAUUUCUGCAACAACUGAAAGUGACAGAGCUUAACUAAAGAUAAUGUCCCAAAACUCUUCACAGACCACGUAUGCCAGUUGUGGCACGGAAUACGGCAAUGGUUGCGAGGAAUCGGGUGAAGAUCUGGGCGAAUCCUCGUUACAGGAAGUCUAUGCCGGAUCUGAUAAUAACCUUAACGGAAACGCGGUAUACGGACGUAAGGACAAAAAAACUGAAUAUUGCGAUACAUAUUACGGACAGAUGGACGGAAACGACAUUUACGGCGACAGUGGGGACAGUGACGCUACGAUUUUGCGACUCCCUCAUCCUAUAAAGCCAAGACUAUCACCUAUUACCAUCGAUCCCUCCAAGAAAGGAAACGAACACGAAUACUUAAACCCAAAACCUGCAAAACCUGUCAUCAUUGACCCUUCCAGGAAAAACGGUAAAUUUGCAUUGAAACAGCCUGAAAACAACUUUGAAAAACCUGCAGAUGUGAUACGAAAAAACUCGCUGCCAAUCAGUCCUCUGACUUAUGUAGACCCAAGAAAAUUGCUUCCUUCUCCUGGAACCACAGACACUAAAGAUAAGCGGAAACAUUCACAUGCAAAGAAACAUUCAGUUGGACGCGAUCCAGAUCAUGACUUGAAGAAGACCGGUUAUUUCCAAGAAUUGAGCCGAGAUGAGGCGGAAAAACAACUACGCGCCAAUGGCAAAGAAGGUCAAUUCAUUGUGCGGCCCAGCAGUGAAAAAGAUGGCCUCAAUUUCGCGCUGAGUUUUUACUCAGACACAAUCGGCAAUAAGGUGAAUCACGUGAAGAUCUCCUAUUUGGCAGAAGAACACAAAUGGAUUCUGGGAACAGACAAAUCUUGUAUAGACAGAUUCAGCAAAGUCACAGAUUUGUGUGAUAUGUACAUUCAGAACGGUAUCAAAACUGAAGGCCACCCUGUGGCAUUACAAUUGUCCAAGCCUCUCAAGAUUGCAAAGAGAAGAAAUUCCCUGUUCUGAGACUUUUUAACUUACAACUUGAAGUUAAUUACCACUAGAAUCAAUUAUAUAUUAACAUAAUAAACAAAAAUU